AUGGCUAAAACAACGGCAGAUACGCAAGUGGCAGUCUACAAGACGGAUCCCGAGUCCGACAAGAGCAAAAUCAUCCUAAGCGGUCCCCAAGAGACGCUCACCAUGACGUUGCCAGCCCACGCCUCGGACGCCGAAUUCCCCAGCCCAAUCCUCAACGACCAGCUGGCUGUGGAGAUAACGAAGCUCGUCAAGGUUGAUCCCACUCAGAGCUUGGGCGACACCGUCUCGCAUCGGCGGAUAUCAUCCACCACAACAACUGGCUAG
Molecule: messenger RNA, 264 nt
Organism: Pyricularia pennisetigena
Lineage: Eukaryota; Fungi; Ascomycota; Sordariomycetes; Magnaporthales; Pyriculariaceae
Exons: 2
Coding region: 1-264 (87 amino acids)
Source: RefSeq, a predicted model, not a curated record